AUGUUUGUGGGAGAGGUUAAUGCAAGCAGAGGGAUCGAAGCGACCGGGUUCAAAUCUGUUGGAAACUACGUUGGCAGGACAACCCGUGGUGGGAAGGCGGGAGACGUUAUCGCCGUUCUUUAUGGCAGCCAAUUUCCAGUCGUGCUUCGACAACUGGGAAUUGAGAAAGAACUCCGGUAUCAAUUCAUCGGACCCUGUUAUGUCAAAGGACUCAUGUUUGGAGAGGCGGUUGAUGCGUCAGAGGUUCUGGGAGAUAGGGGUGCGGGGAUUGAAAGCUCUACAGCCAUGUCACAAUUCGACAAUGAUAUUUGGUAUGCCUCAGUCUACUGUGCUCUUCCUAUUGCGACGAACGAGCUUCGUAUUCUGAGCGUGCACCCCGCCUCAACUAUCGAAUCGCCAGUCAUCGCCGACCUUUUCAUUGAGAACUUCCAGAGUCGGCAAAACUCCUAUGAAGCCCUUUCAUACACUUGGGGUGAUUCAUCCAACACCGAAAUAAUCACUGUCAACGGUGUAGAAAUCCAUGUUACCAGAAAUCUGCGACUGGCGCUACAGACCUUGAGACACCAAUCCCGAAACCCAAGCAAAGCCGUUCAGCUUUGGGUUGAUAGUAUCUGUAUCAACCAAGAUAACGUGGCCGAGCGAAAUACCCAAGUGUCCCAGAUGGGAAAGAUCUACUCCCAAGCUGCACACGUAGCUAUCUGGCUGGGGGAUGCAUCGAAAACAUCAGAGGCUGCGAUGAAGCUUCUCAACGACUGUUACAAACUUGAAUUGGAUGUCGAAAUCAUUGAGAGGGUCGUCAGUGACGAGCUUGGCGGCCGAGCACUGACGGAGCUUCUGCAACGGCGGUAUUGGAAACGCAUGUGGAUAUUUCAAGAGAUUGUGUUGUCUCAGUCAGCGACAGUGUACUGUGGCCAGCGUAGCGCUAGAUGGGACGUCUUCAAACGGCUCGACAUGAUCUCCAGUAGACCGUCCUUGUGGCCAGGAAUGGAAAUUCGUAAAGGCUGGGUUUUGGAUCUUCGUCGAGCGUUUUUCAGCAUUGCCCAGUUCUGCAUAGGAAGAGAGGAGGCUGGAGACAUGACAAAUGUCCUCCAGCCCACGAGGAAUCUGGAAUCAUCUGAUCCUCGCGACAAGCUUUAUGCUCUACUAGGCGUGUGCGAUGCCGACUCGUUACCGCCGCCAGACUAUUCCAAACCCGCCAGAGACGUGUUUAUCGACUACACAAAAACCUUUAUUCGUCAGGAUAACGACUUAUCUAUCCUUUUGACCGCAGGACCGUGGAAUCCCGAGAAUGGAGAGGAUAUCGAUCUACCGUCGUGGACGCCUGACUAUCGAGGUAUGAAAGGUAUGGAUAUUCGAUAUUUCGCAGCCAGUCACUUGGGAUACUUCAAUGCGGCAAAGAGCGAACCCCCCAGUCAAGAAACAUCGAUGCACCACUCGAAUCCAGGAUCCAUUCCUAUCGACGGUAUCAUAUUGGAUGUCGUCAAGACCACUGUCAACUUAGGAGGAGGGGAGACCAGCCGUCAAAUGGUUCUCAAACAGAUAGACCCACGUGCCUUAGAUGAUCACCCAACUGGCAAAUCUCAGUUUGAAGUAUUCUUCGAAACGAUGAUAUUCGACAACAUCACAUUACACGGCGGCAACAGAUCAGACAGUUCGAUAAGAAAGGAAAACCUCACACGACUAGCAGUUGGCUUUAUUCAAGAGCUCCAGCUAUUCUACCAAGAAAACAGAGUCCACCAAAAGAACGAGGCGAAGACUCAAAUGGGAUUCGAGAUGCCAUCAUCGGAACUGUUUACUGCCGCCGCCGAGGAGCACUACAGGCUUUCUACGACGGAUCCUGAAGAUCUUCAUUGGCGCCGAGAAGAAUACGUGAUGAGGACCGAGGAGGUUACUCAAGGUAGUCUGACCAGCAUUUUUGCGACGGCAAGCAAUUACAUUGGAAGAGGCUUGAAGACCAUCAGAAAUGGCGAUAUCGUCGCAGUCAUAUUCGGAUGCAAGCUCCCAGUCGUUCUCAGACAAUGCGGGGGGCCGUCGACAUUCCAGUUCAUCAGCCCUUGCUAUGUCAGUGGCAUAAUGGAUGGGGAAGCAAUGGACGGCCUAGACUAUGAGUGCUUUCCAGACGCAACCAAGUCCAACGCUUUGCAGGUUAGGCGAUUACAUUUAGUAUGA
Molecule: messenger RNA, 2169 nt
Organism: Colletotrichum gloeosporioides
Lineage: Eukaryota; Fungi; Ascomycota; Sordariomycetes; Glomerellales; Glomerellaceae
Exons: 3
Coding region: 1-2169 (722 amino acids)
Source: RefSeq, a predicted model, not a curated record